Molecule: messenger RNA, 2950 nt
Organism: Electrophorus electricus (electric eel)
Lineage: Eukaryota; Metazoa; Chordata; Actinopteri; Gymnotiformes; Gymnotidae
Gene: atg4da
Product: autophagy related 4D, cysteine peptidase a
Biological process (GO): mitophagy; aggrephagy; protein delipidation
Cellular component (GO): cytoplasm
Molecular function (GO): protein-phosphatidylethanolamide deconjugating activity; cysteine-type endopeptidase activity
Source: RefSeq, a predicted model, not a curated record
GGCGUAGGGUAGUGUACGAUGCAUAUCGCCUGUAGUCAGAUCGGAUACCGAAUACAAACGCUGGCUGAGAGCUGACGUUGUCAUUUUAACUGUUAUAGCUACUAUGUACAGCUGUGUCUUUGCUUUUGAUUAAUAUUUGCCCCAAUGGGACUCGUUUUCUAUCGUUACUAAGGUAGAAGGCUUACCAGCUAGCUAGCUAACGGUAGCUUCCCCUGUCCUUGCAUUGACACCCAAUACCCAUUUCUUCUUGACCGCUACGGGGGUUGUCGUCCUCGUAUAACACUGCCAGGAACUGUUGGGGAAGAGUUAACAUUAACUUUGAUAUCCCAGCAGGAAUAACAAGUAUGCCUCCUUCGGUACUGAGGCAGCGGCAGUGAUGUCACAGUAGAGAGAUCAGAGUGAGGCCUGAGCCAUGAACUCGGUCUCUCCCAGUGCUGCCCAGUAUGUGGGGGGCGUGGCUCUUCACGAUGACCUCACUGAUGGAAGAAGGCCCCCCUCGUCUUCAGCACAGCUUCUCGAACCCAGGGGCCAUUUUGGCCAUGGCUUGCUCACCCAUUGCGACACAGAAGCAUCCGGAGAGCCGGAUGAAGUCGAUCGCCUGAAAUUGAAGAUCAUGUCGGCUUGGAACAACGUCAAAUAUGGAUGGUCUGUCAAAACCAAAACCGUCUUUAACAAAACAUCCCCCCUGUUCCUAAUGGGGCAGCCCUACUUGCUCAACAGCGCAGAUGAGGUCGAGUGUUUUCGGCUGGCGUUUGGCUCGCGGCUUUGGUUCACCUACAGAAAGGAGUUCCCUCAGCUGGAGGGCUCCAGCCUGAACUCAGACUGCGGCUGGGGCUGCAUGCUGCGUAGCGGUCAGAUGCUGCUCGCCCAGGGCCUUCUGCUCCACACCCUGCCUCUGGGCUGGAGCUGGUCAGACUGCCCCCUGCUGGCCGACGUGGAUUUUGAGGUGCUGAGGCCGGCCUCGCCGUCCCGUCCUGCUGGCCUUUCCUUCCCCUCCCUUAGCUCCUCCUGGGGCCCGACUGCGCUCCACAGACGCAGCGAAGGACCCAGGCGGACCCAGACGGCCCACGACCUGCAGAGUGAGGCCCUGCACCGCCAGCUGGUGUCGUGGUUCGGGGACCAGCCGGCGGCGCCGUUCGGGGUGCACCGGCUCGUCGAGCUGGGCAGGGAGUCGGGGAAACGGGCAGGCGACUGGUACGGACCCUCUCUCGUGGCCCACAUCCUGUGCAAAGCAGUGAACAGAAGCACCGAGGUGGACAACCUGGCCGUGUACGUGGCUCAGGACUGCACAGUUUAUAAGGAAGAUGUGAUGCGGUUGUGUGACCAAAGUUUGUUGGACUCUGGUAGCUCGGAAUGGAGGUCCGUCAUUAUCCUGGUCCCUGUAAGACUGGGAGGAGAAUGUCUCAACCCUGCCUACACUGAGUGUGUUAAGAAAAUCCUGAGGUUACAAUGCUGCAUUGGAAUCAUUGGUGGGAAACCCAAGCAUUCGCUUUUUUUUAUUGGCUUUCAAGAUGAGCAGCUGCUGUAUUUAGACCCACACUACUGUCAGCCUGUGGUAGAUGUCACACGGCGUAACUUCUCACUGGAGUCAUUUCACUGUAACUCUCCCAGAAAGAUGAACUUUAGUCGAAUGGAUCCCAGUUGUACUGUGGGUUUCUAUGCCCACAAUAAAAAAGACUUUGAAUCUUUGUGUUCAACAGUCAGUGCGGCUCUGUCAUCGACCGAGGAACGGUAUCCCAUCUUCACGUUCGUGGAGGGCAGAGGGCAAGACUGCAGCGUGGGGAACCAGAGUGCGGGGAACGCUGACCCCUUUACCCACAUUGUCUCUCCUGGCAAACUGGGCCAGAACAGUAAGAAGGGCAGCACUGAGGAGUUUGUCUUUCUUUAAGGAAGGAGUUGCUUGUAGCCCUCGCGCCCUGGCCCACACCCCCGGCCUGCUCUCACCGACGUGUCUGGAUCACGGUGCCCCCUCCAGCGACUUUGCCAGGGAGAUCCACAAAACUGUCGUCCUUUAUGUUCGUCUUGUAUGGUGCAAGAUGGCCGACGCGAAGCUGCAGAAAUGGCAGCUUGUGCAGAUACAGCAUGGAGGCUCUGGUCCAUCUCCUUGUUCUGGGCUACAUCCCAUCGGUCCUGAACCAAGCAAGCCAGAACCCUGAACAUCUGGUUCAGUUGUGUGUGAGCUGGCACACAACAGGUGGGCGGAGAUAUGGACUGAUUGGAUAAACGCUACUCAGAUGGGUGUGACGCCCCCUCAUCUUCCCCCUCCCCCUUGUUUCUGCAUCUCUCUCUCUCUCUCUCUCUCUCUCUCUCUCUCUCUCUCUCUCUCUCUCUCUCUCUCUCUCUCUCUCUCAUUCUAAAAUUCAUCUCUCACAAACCUAGUCUCACUUUUUUCGUGCCCCAUUGCUUUGGCCCUGUGAAGUAGAAGUGGGUAUAGCUUCUGUAUGAUUGUCAGAGUCAGCAACUGUGAGUCUGACUGGGAGUGGAGUCAUCUGUGUACAUAUAGUACUGAUCAGGAGAGGGUGAUUUUUGGAUGAAGCUCACUCAUCUGGGAUAAUCUAGUUUUCUAAAUCCAUAUGUCAGACAUAAUUCUUGUCCUUUAAUAUGUUUAUUUAUUUUUGUUUGUAUCGUAAUGCUUUGCCAUUUUUGUUUUUUUUUCACCAUUUUCUAGAGUUUCUAUAUUUUAUGCUGGGGUUUCCAGCUGUGAAGUUGAUAGAACACUGAAUUAGUCCAGUUUGGUAGUUGUUUUUUUUAAAGCCGUAUGCUUUUGAUGUGCGUUAAUAACUUCGUGUUAAAUUGUGGAAAUGCGACAGAGUUUGCUGUUACUGUUAUCGUCUAUUUAUGAAGGUUUUUGUUUUGUUUUGUUUUUUUACUUCUGCCUGAGAAUACACCUGCUGAACGUUUAACUUUAUGGUCGUUUGUGAUUAAAAGAUUUUUGUUUGUUUUCCAGUAA